Molecule: messenger RNA, 1489 nt
Organism: Humulus lupulus (European hop)
Lineage: Eukaryota; Viridiplantae; Streptophyta; Magnoliopsida; Rosales; Cannabaceae
Exons: 2
Coding region: 179-1489 (436 amino acids)
Biological process (GO): proteolysis
Molecular function (GO): cysteine-type peptidase activity
Source: RefSeq, a predicted model, not a curated record
AUAGGUUACCAUUGUUCACCGAUGACAAUUACUUAUUUUUUAUAUUGUUUUACUUUCCAAUCUAAAUAUUCAUUGUUUUUGGUGGCAGUUGACAGUAUACCCCUACCUGUGUGCCCGACCUGCUGAAGAAUAGUAUGUGAGGACCCUUACAGACAAUGAAGCCUCAUUGUAUGUGGACAUGGGGUUAGAGGAACUAGAGGUGGGUGCCGAUGGACAGCCUACACAGGAAGCCUUACAGAGCCAGGCUGAAAAGCUUGCUGAAAAGUUAGUUGAGCAAGCAGAAGCAGCAAAUAUUUUUAAGGAGGUUUCACCACCUCCAGCACCUGAGGCACCUGAGGUUCCCCCAUCAGCAUCUCAUGCCAGCACCUCCUCCCAAGCUGAGCAACCAGGCUACUCUAUGAUUUUAGCCAAGUUGGAAAAUGUUGAAGGGCAACGAAGUGCCCUUAUUAAAGGUCAGUCCGAGAUCUUGGGUCAAUUGCAGAAGCUGAUGACAAUGAUGGAAGAUCUUAGUAGGCCAGCUCCAGAUCCACACCCUCAGUCCACUGAAGAAGGCCCUCGGUCUCCUGUAGAUGAAGACAUUCUCCCUAACGAUUACAAACCUGAUGAUGUAGAUGAUCACAUUUUUCGCACACCAGAGGAUAGGCAAAUUACUGUAAUCGGAGAUACUGAAGAUUCUGAAGUACAAUUCUUAGACAUAGCUCCACCAGCAUCGGAGAAGAGGAGAGAAAGAAAGAGGCCUAGGUGGUUCGAUGAGUACACUGCAAUGAAGAAAAGGAAUAAGAAAUCGAAGACAGCAGUGAAUGUGGAUCCAUUGAGGGUUGUUGAUGGUAAAUUACUUAUGACCUUUCACAAGUGGUUGCUUGGCACCAUUGGGAAUAAAUAUCCGAGGGAAUGCUUCUCAGAGACACACGAUGCUGCUUGGUUCCUGAAACUGCAUACUCCGAGGACAUGGCUUUCUGACUCUCAUUUAGAUGCAGCAUUCCAUCUCAUGAGGAGGCGUCUACAAUUUUAUCCUGACGUGUACCCUCAGAACUGUGUUGUUAUGCCUACAAUUUUUCCCGAAUCAUUGAAGGCUCGGGGGGAUGCUUUUCCAGGUUCUGACUACUCUAGCUUUAGUUGGGAUGACAGUAUAUUGGACCUGGUUAGGGGUGAUACAGUCCAGUUCUUACCGAGUUGGCAGAACAAGGAGUUCAUUUAUUUUGCCCUCUUCUUGAAAGACCAAUUGCAUUGGGUAGCUGUAGAGGCAGACCUGAAUGGGUGGAUGUUCAACAUCUUUGACUCCAGUAUUGGAUCAAUUUCCGAAAACGAUUUGAUUAGUUUGAUGGUUAACUGGUGUACCAUUUUCCCGUCGGUCUUGCGACAGUCCGGUUUAUUUGAGAACCAUGACGUUAUACUCGUGCCUCAGUUGACAGCAUCAGAGAGCCAGGUCAGACCCUUCGAUUGGAAACUCACUCCACAUGAAUUCGUACCGCAAACAAAAUCCAGGUGA